AUGGUAUAUAUACCGCCUCUGAACUUUGCCCCUGUGGUGAGCACAGAGGUAUCACUUUACCGGUCUGGAUACCCUAUGCCACUCAACUAUCCGUUCAUCGCGGACCAGCUGCAGCUAAAAACGGUGAUAUACGUCGGGGACAAAGAGAUAUCAGAGGACUACCGGGAGUUUUUGGCUUCACAGAGUAUUGUGUACGAGUACGUUCAUGUAGAGUCGUGUCGCGAUGCUAACAUCAAGGAGCACAUGGACCAGGUUUUGCGUAAAGUGCUGGACAAACACAACUAUCCCAUACUGAUACACUCGAAUAAGGGCAAGCACAGAGUAGGGGUCGUGGUGGGGAUUAUACGAAAAGUUCUCCAAGGUUGGUCAACGACAGGUGUCUACCAGGAAUACGAUAUUUUUAGCGGUGGACUGAAAGGUGGCGUGGACCUGGAGUUUGUUACGAUGUUCGAAACGGAUCUGAAAGUUCGCAGACUCACAAUACCAGAUUUCGUGAAACUGCAGGACGAAGGUGUGACGAAAACGGGUUCAUGA
Messenger RNA from Lachancea lanzarotensis, 534 nucleotides. RefSeq names its product LALA0S04e09032g1_1 (gene OCA2). The record is from RefSeq and is a predicted model, not a curated record. NCBI's taxonomy places the organism in Eukaryota, Fungi, Ascomycota, Saccharomycetes, Saccharomycetales, Saccharomycetaceae. Gene Ontology annotation, cellular component: cytoplasm. Gene Ontology annotation, molecular function: phosphatase activity; inositol diphosphate tetrakisphosphate diphosphatase activity. The transcript has a single exon. Bases 1 to 534 code for a protein of 177 amino acids.